AUGGAGCCCAGCACAGUCAAGUACAACUUUGUGGAAGAGGUUGAGCGCUUGGAUUACUAUGUUCCCGGAGGUUACCAUCCUGUAGUGCUAGGAGAUCAACUCAGUGCGGGUCGAUAUGUUAUCGCACACAAGCUUGGAUUUGGCCGCUCUGCUACGACCUGGCUAGCAGAAGAUAGACGGCAAAAUCGACUAGUUGCCCUCAAAAUUUCGACCGCUGAAUCAGCUAAUCGAAUGCAUGAGGUGCAAAUACUUUCGCAGCUAGCAAAGGCCAAAUCAGAUCUUCCAGGGAAAGCGAUUGGCAUCGCUCAUGGGGACCUUCAUCUUGGAAAUAUUCUUCUUCGCUUGCCAUUUGACAUGCAGGACAUGACCCCCGAGAAGCUGUAUGCUAGCACGGGCAAGCCCGAAAAAGAGCAAGUUAUCCGCGAAGAUGGUGCUCCCCUUGAUCCUGGCGUUCCGUCAGAAUUGAUUGUCCCGGUUUGGCUUGGGCUUGGUAGUGAUGAGAUAUCCCUCGUGGACUCCGGAAUCAUGAUUGCAGAUUUUGGAGAAGCGUUCCACCCCCAAGUGACACGGCGGUUCGCAGCUCACACACCGCUCCUCCUCGCACCACCGGAAUCUCGCUUCGCUGGGCUUGGGGAACCAGACGAUCCACUUUCCUUUCCUGGAGAUAUAUGGACACUUGCGUGCACUAUCUGGGAUAUCUUCGGAGACAGGCCCCCUUUCGAAGCCUUCCCUGCCACAUUGGAUGAGGUUACAAUCGAGCAUGUGGAGAUGCUUGGUAGACUCCCUGAGAGAUGGUGGAGUAAGUGGGAGGAAAGAAGCAAUUGGUUCAAUGAGGAUGGGUGCAAGGAUGUGACAGAAAGUCUCCGUCAGUGGUAUAGCAGCAGCGCCAGGGAUUGGAAUCAACGGUUUACAGACUCUAUACAGGAUCCAAGGGAGAGGAAGAAAUUUGACACCUUCUCAGAGGAGGAAAGAGAUGCGUUUCAUAACAUGAUAAAGUCGAUGUUGGUUCUUGAACCAAGCGAGAGAGCGACAAUUGAGGAAGUGGUGGGUUGUAAGUGGAUGCAGAGAUGGGGCCUGCCAGAGGUACAGAAAAUGCAGCAUGCGGUAUUGAAGAGCUCUUGA
Molecule: messenger RNA, 1122 nt
Organism: Aspergillus bombycis
Lineage: Eukaryota; Fungi; Ascomycota; Eurotiomycetes; Eurotiales; Aspergillaceae
Exons: 3
Coding region: 1-1122 (373 amino acids)
Biological process (GO): spliceosomal complex assembly; protein phosphorylation; regulation of mRNA processing
Molecular function (GO): protein kinase activity; ATP binding
Source: RefSeq, a predicted model, not a curated record